AUGUACCCGAACUGUAGAGCCAAAGAACUGGCAUCUGAUGCUGGAAUACUGAACUACUCGUUGGAAGCAGUUGUUAAUCAUGCCUGGGUUACUGAGUACUGUGGUGACGUUGGAGACAUCUGA
This is a messenger RNA of Parastagonospora nodorum SN15, 123 nucleotides long. RefSeq lists its product as hypothetical. The coding region runs from base 1 to 123 and encodes 40 amino acids. Lineage: Eukaryota; Fungi; Ascomycota; Dothideomycetes; Pleosporales; Phaeosphaeriaceae. The record is from RefSeq and is a predicted model, not a curated record. The transcript is spliced from 2 exons.